Molecule: messenger RNA, 2118 nt
Organism: Solenopsis invicta (red fire ant)
Lineage: Eukaryota; Metazoa; Arthropoda; Insecta; Hymenoptera; Formicidae
Product: probable ribonuclease ZC3H12B
Exons: 5
Coding region: 367-1659 (430 amino acids)
Cellular component (GO): cytoplasmic ribonucleoprotein granule; nucleus
Molecular function (GO): mRNA binding; RNA endonuclease activity
Source: RefSeq, a predicted model, not a curated record
CCUUCUGUUACGUCUUACGCUUGUGUUAUUACUGCAUUUUAUGUAGAAUGGAUUUAAAAAUCUAUAAUUUACGUAACGUAUACUAUAGAUACUACAGAUCUUUUGUAUGCACUGUACGUACAUAGCAGUAAAUUUUGAAACGUAGCCAAUAGCCAGCAGCUUUGCGUAACUUCGCCAAAACUCGCUGGGUCCGUUUUAUUAUAUUGUUCGCUUUUUCAUUGGUGUGUUUGCUGUUAAUUUAUAAGGAUUUUGGAGUUUUUUUGGAAAAAUAUUGGAAUAUCGAUUACUCGACAGAUAUAUUUCUUUUUCCUCGAAAUCGUCGCGAUAAUUCAUGUAGUUUUAAGGUUUUAAGAGUUGUUUAGAGUCAUGUUAAGCGCACAUGAUGAACCCACAAAAAUGAAAAAGAAAACAGAGAGCAGAGCGUACCCAAAGUAUCGUUAUGAGAGUCCAUUAAACGCUUUUAAAAGAAGCUUGGAGGAUCUUACAACCAUGGUUAGCAGGUUAACAGAUGAAAAGCUGCAGAAAUUGAGUGCAGGACAAUCUUCUAGAACAUCAUCGUUACAGGAUAGUGUAAUUAUUAUUAAUGACAGUGAUAGUGAAACAAACGAUGGAGACAAUGAAACAAAUGAUAAAAAUGUAAACAACACCUCGGUCAGUAUUAUUGAAUGUAGCUCAAAACUGGCCUCCCCUUCAAAACGAAGAAGAAAAUUAAGAAUUUCUACCAAACAAGAUGCGAAAGAACCCGAAACAUCGUCUCAUAACGAUUCAUCUAUCCUUUGCUUGUCAAACACUCAGGAAUCUUUGUUAGAUGGAGAAAAUAUAGCUCCAACACAAACGGAGGAUGAUGUAGUCGAAUUGUGGUCGUGCCUGAAGCAGAAGCCGAGAAAAGUAAAAAUAAAAAAAAAAAGAAGUUCAAACUUUAUAAUAGACAAAAAGCCAAAUCUGAGCCUUCUCAGUUGUUUAAUGACUGAAAUGGAAAAUUCACAGAAAAAGAAGAAGAAGAAGAAGAAACUAAAUCUAUUACACAAAGAAACUCCAGUUAAACCAGUUGUUAAACCCUUUGAGCAAAAAACAUUGAAACAUUUGAGUUGCAAUCGAAGAAAAAGACCAUGUGAAAAUGAUGCAUCAAAUUCAAAUGAACCCCCCAACAAAAAGAAAAUUAUUUCAAAUGAGGGGAAUCACAAAACAAAUUCAAAACAUAAAUUAAGAGAAAUAAUUGUUGAUGGUUGCAAUGUGGCAAUGGCUCAUACAAACGGUAAAGAAUUCUCAGAAAAAGGAAUCGAAAUAGUGGUAAAUCAUUUUAAAAAUCGGGGUCAUGUUGUAAAAGUUUUCUUGCCGCAACACAUUCGAAGAAAAGAAUAUUUGCUUCUUGAGAAAUUAUACAAAGAGGGUAUUGUCAUUUUUACACCCAGCCGUAGUGUUGCUGGCAGACAAAUUACAUCGUAUGAUGAUCGAUUUAUCUUGAAAUAUGCAACAUUAUGUGGAGGAAUAGUGAUAUCCUCGGAUCAAUAUAGAGACUUGUACAAAGAGAAACCGGAAUGGCGGGAUACAAUUAUGAACCGUUUACUGAUACCAACCUUCGUCGGGGAUUACAUCAUGUUCCCGGAAGAUCCGUUAGGCAAGUUUGGACCUAAUCUCGAGAGAUUUUUGCGACACUAAUUACUUAUAACAUUAUUUCAGUAAACAGGACAUGUCAGAACUGAUAUCAAAAGUGUAUGUUUUUUGUACUAUAUUCUGCUUUUUCAUUUUUUGUAUGUAUGUUUUUUUCAAAAUGUAUAAAAACACAUGCAUAUUCAUUUAAUAAUAAUUUAUAAUAAUAAUAAUAAUUUACAUUCUUACAUAUGCAUUUUUAUAAGAAUGGAAUUAUAUACUACAAAGAAAAAUGAGUUAAUGAAUUCGUUUUGUAUAAAACGAUGUAUGAAAUAUUUAUAUAAUUUAUAUUUCUAUAAUGAAACGCAUUUGUAUUUACAAGGGAUACAGUUGUAUGUUAUAUAAAAAAUCAUUUACUAAAAAAAAUCUUUAUACUGUUAAAAUAUUGUAUUCUGCAAUGCAACUAACGUAUAUGAGGUAAAGUUGUAAGGAAAUAAAAAAAAAGAUAAUUACAAAUUUUAUUUUAAA